Colius striatus (speckled mousebird) is the source of this 4911-nucleotide messenger RNA. It is a transcript of the gene SLC39A10, whose product is annotated as solute carrier family 39 member 10. The coding region runs from base 201 to 2765 and encodes 854 amino acids. The transcript has 11 exons. Gene Ontology annotation, molecular function: zinc ion transmembrane transporter activity. Gene Ontology annotation, biological process: zinc ion import across plasma membrane; positive regulation of B cell receptor signaling pathway; intracellular zinc ion homeostasis. Gene Ontology annotation, cellular component: membrane. The record is from RefSeq and is a predicted model, not a curated record. NCBI's taxonomy places the organism in Eukaryota, Metazoa, Chordata, Aves, Coliiformes, Coliidae.
AGAUGUGGGGACGCCUGUGGAGUCCGGUCCGCACGGUGCGUAGGGGUGAGUGUAGAGAGCGCGGCGGAGCUUGGCGUAGCUGUGGUUGGUGAAUAGCGUAUCGGCGGAGGCGGCAGGAGCUGGAGGAGGAGGAGGCGCCGCGGCGGUUUGGUACCGAGCGGAGAGGGAGAUGCACACGGCACUCGAGUGAGGAAACAGAGAUGAAGGUACACAUGCACACAAAAUUUUGCAUCAUUUGUUUGCUGACAUUUAUCUUUCAUCAGUGCAAUCAUUGUCAUGAAGAUGGGCACGACCAUGGUCCUAAAGAGAAACAUGUACACAACCAUAGUGACUAUCAGAUCUCAAAUGCAUCCUACUUACAGAAUGGAGGAACAGAAUCUAUGCCAAGUAAAUUUUCAAUGUUGGAAGCUGAAAAUGAACAGAAAUACUACAUUGAAAAGAUCUUUGAUCGUUAUGGUGAAAAUGGAAGAUUGUCUUUUUUUGGCCUGGAAAAACUGUUAAUAAGCCUCGGUUUAGGAGAGGUAAAAAUAGUGAUGAUAAAUCAUGAUGAUAUUGGCCAUGAUCAUGUGUCUCACUUAUAUGCUUUAGAAGUACAGGAAGGAAAGCAUUCUCACUCUCGGAACCAUCCUGAUAGCCACGCAGAUCCAGAAAACCAAACCGUGAUUGGUGUGGCUGCAAAGAGAAAUCAUAAAUGUGACCCUGAGAGAGACAUAGUAGUGCCAUCAGUAAAAGAGGAUGGCAAACACAUUCAUGACCAGAGUCGCCAUCACCAUCAUCACCACCCUCGUCUACAUCAUCAUGACCGUAAUACUACACAUCAUUCUCAUAAUGAUUCGCUUAGUCGUAGUGAACAUGGAGAACAGAACCAUGAACCUUCAACAGAGACAAACACAACUCAGGAUCAGCCAGAAAGAAAACAAAGGAAACAGAGGAAGAAACAGAAGAAGAUCAGUGAAACUUCAGGAGAUGCCACACGGGAUUAUGCCCCAGAUCAUGAUCCAGGCAAUCAGUACGAGCACAAUCGUGUUCAUAAACACGAUCAAGUACAUGAUGCAUCUCACUUGCAUGUACACCAUCAUGAACACCGUAGUGAUCGUUCUACUAGUCAUGCACAUGGACACCAAGAUUCCAAUUUAGGUAAUGAGGACGGACACCACCAUAAGCAGAUUAGUGUAAGAAAACAUGCCCUUUUUUCAACACACAGUCAUAAGGAUCAUAAUGAAGAGGAUCGUGAUCGUGAAGAGUGCUUAAAUGUUACCCAGCUCCUACGGUACUAUGGCCUGGAAACCAGCACUCCAAUAUCUCCUGAAUUGUUCAUAUACAUCUGUCCCGCUUUGCUAUACCAGAUUGAGAGAAGGCUUUGUAUUGUACAUUAUGAUGAGCUUGAAGAUUUUAUGAAAAGUAAAAAUGCAUCAACUGAGAAUAAAGAUAAAACAGGUGCAUCAGCCUGGUUUUGUGGUAUUAUCUCUAUCACCGUCAUUAGCCUGCUUUCCUUGCUAGGUGUGAUCUUGGUUCCCAUCAUUAACCAAUGGUGCUUCAAAUUUCUUCUAACUUUCUUGGUAGCUCUGGCUGUAGGAACAAUGAGUGGAGAUGCACUGCUCCAUCUGUUGCCACAUUCACAUGGAGGCCACAACCACAAUCACCACCAUGGCCAAGGUCAUGUUCAUGAACACAAGCGGUCUCAUCGACAUGCCCACGGACAUGGAGUACGGACUGAAGACUUUCUGGAAGAAAAUGAUCCAGUGCUGAAAGGUCUUGUGGCACUUGGAGGCAUUUAUGUUUUGUUCAUCAUUGAGCAUUGUAUAAGAAUGUACAAGCAUUACAAUAAACAAAAGAUAUUGCAGAGUAAGCAGAAAUGGUGCAAGAAAAAACAGACUGAAGAAUCACCAAUUGGAAGGAAACUCUCUGAUCACAAAUUAAAUAAUAGACCAGAUGCUGACUGGCUUCAGCUCAGACCCCUUGCAGGAGCAGAUGACUCAGUUUUAUCUGAAGAUCGACUCAAUGAAACUGAACUAACUGAUUUAGAUGGCCAGCUGGAAUCCCCUCCCAAAAAUUUCUUGUCUGUAGAAGAGGACAAUAAUGUGCACCAUUCCAACAAUGACGUCUCACAUGCUGCUCAAGAGCAGGAUCUUCAUGAUUCAGAGUAUGACAGCCAUGGAGAAGAUAAAAUGAUAGCUAGAAAACACAGUCACCACUGGCAUCACAAACAUUCCCAUCAUUCCCAUGGCCACUGUCAUUCUGGAAAAGAUCUGAAAGACACUGGGAUAGCUAAUAUUGCUUGGAUGGUAAUUAUGGGAGAUGGCAUUCACAACUUUAGUGAUGGCUUAGCAAUCGGAGCAGCUUUUAGUGCUGGACUGACAGGAGGCAUUAGUACAUCUAUAGCAGUCUUUUGUCAUGAGCUUCCCCAUGAAUUAGGUGACUUUGCUGUGCUGCUUAAAGCAGGUAUGACAGUGAAGCAAGCUAUUGUGUACAACCUGCUGUCAGCCAUGAUGGCAUACGUGGGGAUGCUGAUUGGCACUGCGGUGGGACAGUACACCAACAACAUCACCCUGUGGAUCUUUGCCGUCACUGCAGGCAUGUUCCUCUACGUGGCACUGGUUGACAUGCUUCCAGAAAUGCUUCAUGGAGAUGGAGAUAAUGAAGAGCAUGGUUAUUGUCCAGUGGGGCAGUUCAUACUUCAGAAUCUAGGCCUGCUUCUUGGAUUUGCCAUCAUGCUGGUGAUUGCCCUCUAUGAAGAUAAAAUUGUGCUUGACAUCCAGUUUUGACCUAAUUCUGAUGCUAAACGUGUAUUGUGUGCCACUUGCAGCAUAAACUACUGAAGAAUUGUGGCUGUGAAUUUGCGCAAACUCUUACCAGGGAAUCCGUAUGGGAAUUUCUCCUUUUGUGUUGUGUUUUUUUUUUUAAAAAAAACCACUUAUUUUGGACUGUUUUUUCCAAUCCAAAGUGCAAGAUGCUAGUUACUGAACCUGAGCACAAAGGUCAAUUUAUGCUCUGUGUAUGUAGUACUGGUAGGUUAUUUAUAAUGCUGUAAUAUCAGACCAAAAUCUGUUUCUACAAUGCCUCGAUAUCAGACAUUGUAGCACCAGCCAUUUCUCGCAGUAGAGUAUGUAAGAAGAUUUCUAUUUCCAGUGUAAAGGAGUUCAUUUCUAUAAUAUUUUUUUACAGUUUUAGUAUUUAAAUUAGAUGAUCAAAAAGCAGAUGUGAUAGAUCUGUGGUAUGUGUAAUUUGGAAGGAUAGACUGAAAAUUUGGGCCUUAACUUGGUGAGAUCAGCUGUCCUAGAUCAGGUUGUGCUGAUAUGCUUAUAUUGCCAGACAUGAGUUAGUUCUUCUUGUACCCAUUUCCUUAAAAAAAUAUGUGAGUUUGUGAGGAUUGCAAGUUGAUUCUGUAGUACCAGUUGUCUUUUAUGUGUAUACCACGUAAAAGCUGUAUUUUGACUAUGUGCUGUAAGUUUUGUUUUGGUCUGCUUGGUGCCAGUGUAGCUGCUACAAAAACCGAUCCUAAUGCCUUUAAUGAGAGCCAGUUGGUAUCUUCAUUACAUUUCAAGGUAACCUGUGUUUCCUGUGGCCCUUUACUUUUGAAAGCUUCAUUGAUCAAUUUGGAUUUUACUGAGAGCAGCUCACAUAUUUUCAAGAUAGCAGUUGGUUCUUGCCAGUAUUUCUUCCUAAUGCAGUAUCAAGAAACAGUAUUAAGGGUCCAUUUCAAGGAAGGGUGCAAUUUCUUUAAUUGAAGAAGCCAAAAGCCCAGAGUUCAAGUACGUAGACAUUUGAUGUUUUGGACUCCAAUUUUCUUUUUUUCUUCUUUUAAACACAUUUACCACUGGACUCUAAUUAGCAAACACACUGUUGUUAGCUUGAGAUUGCUGAAUUUCUGCAGUGUAAAGAUCCUGGGUGACAUUUUUGCAUAGUGCCAAUGUUAGGUCACCAAGUACCAUUUUCAAAGAGAUUGAACUAACUGGAUACCUUCUGAGGAUCUAAGGUUAAAGAACCUAUGUUUCUUCUGUAUUAAACUGAGUCUUAAUUUUCCUCUUCUGUUAAUUCUGUUCAAGUCUAAGGGGGGUCACAUAAUGUGGCUGAACUCAUAUUUUGACAAAUCAUUUCUAAAAGUUUAUUUCCUUUAUUUCGUUUCAAAUGAAGAUUUUGUGUAGUAGAUUUACUUUUCUAUUAGUUGGAAUAUGGCUAUAGCUUAACACACUGCCUCUGUAGGAGAGUAGUUAACUUCCUUCCAAGACCAUCCUCAAACAAGGGAAUAACAUGGUCCUGGAAGGUAGGUACUGUAUUUUUCAUUACAUAUGAGUAGUUUUCUUUUAUUUUCUACUAUUUAUUACAAGUUAUGAAGAGCAGUGUAACAGCUGUGACUUCUGUAUGUUUCCACCAGUAUUGAAUUCCAAAUGAUUCCAACGUAUGCUUUUGAGUCAUGUUACAGACAAUCUGAAUUCCACUACAUUUCUACUUGGCUUCAACAUUCCAUUCUGUUUGAAUCCAGAGUCUCAUUUAACUUGUAUUUGUUAGAGGGCAUAAAUGUUACUUGUAUAUUACAAUGCUGUCACUGUGUGACAUCCCGUAUGAGUUUUGAUGUAGAUCACAUUGCACUCAGCCCGCUGUGAUUAUGCUUAGAAAAUAUCGUAGUUGCUAGAUGCGGUGUGAAUUUUUUUUUAAAUUUUUAUUUUCCUUUCCCCUCCCCAUUAACAAUUGAGUCUAUGGUUUAAAAUGUGAUUUAUAAUGUGAUUAUGGUCCUAUAAGAUAAGUUGCUGAGCUAUCAGUCUUUUUGUUAUCACUAAAUCAUUUUUUAAAAUUUUCUAAAGCUGGAAAUGAUCAAAUGCUGUUUAGGUCAUUGUCAACGGUGUUGUGUUAAUUUUAUGUAUGUUCCUUAUAAAUAAGGAGCCUUCAGGAAAUAAAAUUAAACAAGGAGCA